CUUAGCUGACAAGGAAGACCAAGAGAGUGACGAAACAGGUAAUCUUGCCGAGCGGCCCUCCAUCAACCGUAGAAUCGAUUCUAAGUCUGCUGCAUCCCUUGUGAAUAAUGAAAAGAACUGUUCUGAGUGUGCAGCAUGGUUGAAACACCGCGAAGCAGCUAUCGCAGCACGACAAGAAUACGAAAAUGACAAGUUUGCUGCUGAAGGUCUUGCUGUUUCCGUCGAUUUACAGAAGGUUAUACAACUACCGAGAAUGGAACGUUUUAAGGAGGUUAUAUUCUCUCAAAGAAUCGUUGUCCUUAAUGAGACAUUUGCGCCAAUAGGAGGAGGAAAAAAUGGAGCAGUUCACGCUAUUUUAUGGAACGAAACGGUAAGCGGUAGGAAAGCAGCAGAUUUGACAAGCGUAUUCACUAAACACCUGACGUUAAAUGGUUCAUCAAGUCGCGUACUCUACUGGUUGGAUAAUUGUUCCAGUCAAAACAUGAACUGGAACUUGAUAGUUCACAUGAUUCUGCUGGUUAACUCACCACUUAUUAAAACCAAUGAAAUCACCUUCAAGUAUCUGGAGUCUGGACAUACAUUUAUGUCGGCUGACGCAUUUCAUGCGGCGGUCGAACGAAGCAUGAGAAAGUACCAAGAAGAAGAGCUCUACACAUUUUCGGACUUUGUCGAAUGUGUCAAGCAGUCUAACAAUGAAACUAAGCCACCUGUAACCGUUAUGAGCUGCACCGACUUUUUUCAGCCUAGCAUUGCCUUGAAACCAUCCGUGCUGAACAAAUUGAAACCUCGCCCGAAAUUAGCUGAGAUUAAACAGAUUCGAUUCACGCGCGGGUGUUUCGAAUUCAGCUAUAAAACGAGCUUUGGGCUAGAAUUUAAGAAAGUCAAACUCUUCACUCAAUUACAAUUGAAAUGCGUUCAGAAUCCGAAGUUCAGCCUUGAAUCAACUUUUCAGUAUAAUAAAACGGAUAGAGGAAUAGAAAAAGUAAGGAAGGAGCAUAUUUCAAAGAAACUCUGUCCUUUGAUGCCGACAGAGAAACGUCGAUUUUGGGAAAAUCUCCAUGUCAACGAUCAUGUUGAUGUAUUCUAA
Wyeomyia smithii (pitcher-plant mosquito) is the source of this 1087-nucleotide messenger RNA. RefSeq lists its product as uncharacterized. The coding region runs from base 254 to 1087 and encodes 277 amino acids. The transcript is spliced from 2 exons. NCBI's taxonomy places the organism in Eukaryota, Metazoa, Arthropoda, Insecta, Diptera, Culicidae. The record is from RefSeq and is a predicted model, not a curated record.